Molecule: messenger RNA, 657 nt
Organism: Arabidopsis thaliana (thale cress)
Lineage: Eukaryota; Viridiplantae; Streptophyta; Magnoliopsida; Brassicales; Brassicaceae
Exons: 3
Coding region: 116-496 (126 amino acids)
Source: RefSeq, marked reviewed
UAGAAACCCUAGAAAAGAAAAGAAAAAAAAUAACCACACCGCAGAAACCGCCCGCCGCAUAUUAUUCAUCUUCUUUCUUUAUUUCCAGAUUACUUAUCCGUACACGUGUAUCGCAAUGAAGAGAGGAAGAAGAGUUAAAAAGGUCGUCAGAGAUUAUAGAAGAAUCUGGGUUUUCUGGAAUUAUGAGAAUGCUCAGCUACCUAGGGGAUUCAAUCGAACGUAUGUUGUUCGGAUGUUCCGUAAUUUUAUGAGGAGUAGAGGUUAUUUUGGACAAAUAAGCAUACUAAUGGUUGUUUCAGAGGUUAUUCCUUCUAAGAUCUCUUAUCAAACGUAUGAAGCCCUAUACGCACAAUCUUUGAUCGAUAACCACUUAAUUGUUGAGAAUCUGGAUGACCCUAAAGAGCAAGCUUCCGAUGAAUUUCUUUACGACGAGAUGAGACAUUUGGAAAUGGAUAAUGACGCUAGUUCGAAUGUUCUAGAAUUUACUAAGAAGUAGAGGUUAUUUCAGAGAAAUAACCAUAAUAAUGGUUGUGUCUGAGGUGAUUCUUACUAAGAUCUCGUAUGAAACGUAUGAAGCCCUCUAUGAAGAAUCUUUGAUAGAUAACCAUCUAAUAGUUAAGGAUCUGGAUGAACGUAAGUCUCUCUUUCUUCUUUAUG